Molecule: messenger RNA, 5150 nt
Organism: Mauremys mutica (yellowpond turtle)
Lineage: Eukaryota; Metazoa; Chordata; Testudines; Geoemydidae
Gene: SPNS2
Product: sphingolipid transporter 2
Exons: 13
Coding region: 1-1575 (524 amino acids)
Biological process (GO): sphingosine-1-phosphate receptor signaling pathway; lipid transport; transmembrane transport
Cellular component (GO): membrane
Molecular function (GO): transmembrane transporter activity; sphingolipid intramembrane carrier activity
Source: RefSeq, a predicted model, not a curated record
AUGAUGUGCCUGGAGAGCGGCGGCUCCGCGGCCGGCAGCCCGGGCUGCAGCGGGCGGCUCCGAGCGGGGGACGAGGAGGAGGAGGAGGAGGGCGAGCGGGGCUGCUGCGGCCGCAGCGCCGAGGGCGAGGUGCAGACCCUGUCGGGCAGCAUGAACCCCCCUCCCGCCGGCAAGAGCCCCGAGCGCCCGGCCCCCCGCCCCAAGCCCCCCAGCCUGGGCAGGGCCCGGGUAGCGGCCGCCGGCAUCCUCAGCGUGGGCAACGUGCUCAACUACCUGGACAGGUACACGGUGGCAGGCGUAUUACUAGACAUCCAGCAGCAUUUUGGAGUUAAAGACAGUGGCGCUGGCUUGCUACAGACAGUUUUCAUCUGUAGUUUCAUGGUGGCAGCACCUAUAUUUGGUUACCUUGGUGACCGCUUCAAUAGGAAGAUCAUUCUCAGCUGCGGGAUCUUCUUCUGGUCAGCUAUCACCUUUUCAAGCUCCUUCAUCACUGAGCAGUAUUUCUGGCUCCUCGUCCUCUCACGAGGUUUGGUUGGCAUCGGUGAAGCCAGUUAUUCCACCAUCGCUCCCACCAUCAUAGGAGACCUUUUCACCAAAAACACCAGAACCCUCAUGCUGUCUGUCUUCUACUUUGCAAUCCCUCUUGGCAGUGGUUUGGGGUACAUCACUGGAUCUAGUGUGAAGCAAGUAGCAGGAGACUGGCAUUGGGCGUUGCGGGUAUCUCCACUCCUAGGCAUGAUAACAGGGACACUCAUCUUGAUAUUUGUACCUGUUGCUAAAAGAGGCAAUGUGGAACAGCUGGGGGGACAGCUGAAGGCUCGGACCUCAUGGCUAAGAGACAUGAAGGCACUGCUCAGAAACCGCAGCUAUGUGUUCUCGUCGCUGGCCACCUCCGCCGUCUCCUUUGCCACAGGGGCGCUGGGUAUGUGGAUCCCUCUCUACCUUCACAGGGCACAAGUUGUGCAGAAGACUGUCGAGACCUGCAGUUCGGAGCCCUGCGGCACCAAGGACAGUUUGAUCUUCGGAGCAAUCACGUGCUUCACUGGUUUUCUGGGCGUGAUCACCGGGGCUGGGGCAACCAAAUGGUGCCGGUUAAAAACCCAGCGAGCUGACCCCCUGGUCUGUGCCGUCGGCAUGUUAGGGUCGGCCAUCUUCAUCUGUCUGAUCUUCGUUGCUGCCAAGAGCAGCAUUGUGGGAGCCUAUAUUUGCAUUUUUAUCGGAGAAACUCUUCUGUUUUCAAACUGGGCAAUCACAGCUGACAUACUAAUGUAUGUGGUUAUCCCGACACGACGCGCGACCGCAGUGGCCUUGCAGAGCUUCACUUCUCACCUACUGGGAGAUGCUGGCAGCCCCUACCUGAUUGGAUUCAUCUCAGAUCUGAUACAACAAAGCACAAAGGAGUCCCCGCUCUGGGAGUUCCUCAGCCUGGGCUAUGCGCUCAUGCUCUGCCCAUUCGUCGUCGUCCUCGGAGGGAUGUUUUUCCUGGCCACGGCCCUCUUCUUUCUAAAUGACCGCACCAAAGCUGAACAACAGGUGAAUCAACUGAUGAUGCCACCAGCCUCUGUGAAAGUCUGAGACGUUGACAUUAUGGAUGAUGAAGGAAAUGCUGUGUGGACUCCAGCUCCCACAACCACCACUCCAACCUCCUGCUAGGAAACUCCAGUACUGGACACAAGGAACAGUUCCAGCUCUGGGCUGCAUUUGGAGUCUUAUCGAGUGCUAAACUAAUCACUUCACUCUAACCAGCUGCUGGGUCAGGGUCAAAGACAGGAAUGGGGAUGGCCUAGAUACCAGCGCUCCUAAGCCGAAGGAUAGUGUAGGGUUUCCCCACAUUGCUGAGUGUCCGAAGAGCCCACCACCACACUACCCCUGUGUGUGACUGUACAUUGUGUAUACAGUUUUAGGUUUAGCCAGUGAAGAAGUCUAUGUUGCAUACAGGGCAACUUCCGUCCUAUUAAAUGCUGCCAGUUCCGUUAGCCAGAGACUAUGCUAGCUGGGGACCUUUUCUGUACAUCACAGCUUUACAAAUUGAAGGCUCAACCCAGAUUUCUUUAAUUAUUAUUUAAACAAGUCAGAGGAUGCUUUAUCUUCAUGAAAGACAUUAAAUACAACUCUAUCAAAUCUCUAUUUUAACUCUGAGCAUCUCGAAAGGCCCAUGCACCUGUACUGGAUGUGAAAGCUUCCACUGUGUUGCAGCAUCUAUCCCCAAGAGGGCUCCAGGGGAACAUUCAGAAAGUAUGGCACAGACCUUCAAGCAAUCCUGCUUAAGGGAGUACUGGAGGAGCUAGCCUGGACAUCCGUCUCUUAUUCCUGAGCAGCUGGGAGGAGAAAUCUCUCCCUGCACAAGAUGUUCUUUGGGAUUGUUACAGAAGAGCCAGGAAAACCACGGUCAGUGAUAUCUGGUGGCUUCCAGUUUUGUUUAACACACUUAGUUUCAGUUCCAGGUAGAAGGUUUGCAGAAUACCAAAAUCCAGAGAUUAAUUGCUUUAUGUGGAGUCUGGUACUGCUGCCCUGAUGUGCCAGUGAUGGUCUGUCUUUGUUUACAUGCAUAUAAUGUUCAUUAGGCAUGUUGCAAAUACUAAUAAUUUUUUCCAGUAUUUUCAGGCACAUUUAUGAUGUUAUAAAGCUUUGUUUCUACCCAACAAUGCACACCCCAUUUCCCCUCCCCACUGUCCUACUGUUCUGGUUUGCUCCCUCCAAUGGGAGCGCCUAUAUUACUUAAGUUCACUUUGAUCUUUACAGAAAUGCAACUGGGAUUUUCUUUUUAAUACACUAAUCUAAACUGAGUUAGUAAGAAGUGAGCCUCUCUUAGCUGAUUUUGUUUCAACAAGGGUCUUGUUUCAUGCAGUUGACAUUCGAGUAUAAAAUUUAUACUACACCAGCAUGGAACAUAUUACAGCUCUGAGAGCAACAAAGUGCUAACAGCACCAGAAAAAUAUCAGAUUGCCAAAUCACCUUCUUUUUCUGUUUGGGCUUAUACUUCUCUAAAUUUACCUACAUAGCACUGUAAAAUGUACGUAGGCCUCAGACCCUUUCAAACUCUGACCAGGGCUAGAUUGGAAACAAUACUAAAUUAGCAUAGGCAUUACCAACCCUGGGAUGGUUUUAAUAAUCUCAAAAACACUGAUUAGUUUAUGCUGUCAUUGGAGCCAUUGAUUAAUGUCUCCUCCUUUCAGGCAGCACUGCAGUGACUGAUUACUUAAUGCAGGUGUCAUAUAUGCAGAGUCCACCCCAAUUUAAAAUGCUUCCUGUCUUUUCACUUCUGUGCUCUGCAGUGAAAACACGAGAGAGGGCAGAUACUUCCAGUUAGCAGCCACAUUAACAAUAUUCCUUUUAAAAAACAGACUGACCAGAAAUAUCUGUUGUUAAUCCCCUUGGAAUUAACAAGACCAGCUGUUAACUGUAGUUGGGGCUAGGAGGUGGUUUAUCUGGGAUAACCUACCAAAGGAAUGAGAGCAAUACAAGCCCUUCACGCCGGCUAACAGUAAUGCUAGAGAAACUAGCAGUGCCUGGGUUACCUUAAAUAGAGAGGUUAGUGACCCCUACUUGUGUGCUAAAACAAAUCUCACACCAUGUUGUUUUAAUUUCUUCUAAACUGUGCCAAUAAGGUUUAAAGGGUGGUUAGGUUUUGCUAGAGAAUUCUAUAGGGCACUUCCAUAUUUGUUUCCUCCUUAUAGGAUGCAUCUGCAAAGGCUGCUUUUCACUAAAAUACUCUUAAAAAAACCAAAACCCACCCUUUAAAAGUAUUUCUUAUAGGCUGAGUAAACAAUUGGAGACAGAAGCCCCACUACUGGCCCAUCCUCAGGAGAGCAGCAAAUGCGCCACUAAAAUAAUAACCAAAGCAAGUUCAAAACAAUGCUUCAUUUCCCAUCUCGUACUGUUGUUAACAUUGCUUGGGGAAAAUGUCAACGCUGCAGUCUGGCAGCCAAAGGCCUGAGUUAGAAACAAGUGAAUUUUUUGUGCUUCUCCUUAAGAUGUUUGCUGUUAAGUUAUGUAAAACAAACCACAAUUAGUCACUUGAUCUCAGAGGCCAAGGGAAAAUUAGCUGAAUUUCCUAAAUUAUUAUUUCAAGUGCUUUGUCUUAAAGUUAGAGCACUUCUCAAGAGCAGGACUUCAGCAUUUACUGAGAUUUUAUUCCCAUCAAUUUGCAAUGGAAAGAGAGCCAAAAUACACCUUCAUCUCCUUGGUAGGAAGGGCCGACCUCACUUCCUAUGAAACAAGGCCCAGUUCAGCCACGAUGUAAGCAAAUGGAGAAUUAGUUCCAGUCUGCCCCCCCCAUCAACGAGCCUUCAGUGAUUGAUUGAAUUCUUCUCCAGUUGGAGGACGAGACCUGGCACCAAGGAGGUAGAGCAGCAAGCCAUGAGAACUAAGGGAGGGGAAGGAGCAGGGAAUUUGGAAUCCCCAUACUAAGCCUGUCACUGCCCCGUUACAGACCAUGAUCCAUGUUCAGCCACCUGAAGAGAUGAAGGUAUUUUUUGAGUGAGUUGUAGCUACAUAUUUCUAUUCCAGGAUGGAAUUUUUCAAGCGUUGUUCUAUUAGAGCUUCUAUUAAAUAUUUAUUCUCUUAGAAAGAAACCAGAUAAUUCGGAUAAAGGGGGUCAGGCAGUAACAAAGCUCUAAGUCAAGGGAAGCUUUCCAACCACCCUCAGAAGAGAGGUUUGAAAACACUAAAGAGGAGGUGGCUGGGUACAACCUACCUUCUGCUGUAACAUUCUGUGAGGCUGCAUAUUCCUGUCGACAGGAAGAGUGGGGGGUCCAAGCCCAGCUCUGCCACUUGGACUGCAGGCAAGUCACUACCUCUCUGCUUGUUUCUUCAGCUGUAGACUGGAGAGACUGAGGCACUGUAUCAAUGAAUAUGUUCUUCCCUACCCCUACCCCCAUUUCCAGUAUUCUGGUGUUACCCUGCAGUACUAGACUCAUCCUCUCCCACAUGCAGAGUUUACUAGGGCAGGGUCUCUAGUUGUUAGUUUUGACAAAGCCAUGAUGAGUUUUCCCCACAGAAAUGCCUCAGGAGAAGUCAUACAGAAACAGAGAAUGUGGUGAAUCACGUUUUGCACCACAAUCCAAAUUGUUUAAUGGGAUCUUGUCACUUAACAGCUCGAACUGUGGACUUAUUAUUUAACACACACACAGCAAAAGUUUAGCCUUGCC